AUGCCUCAAGAAAAGCACAAACCAACAAGGAAGCGCCAGAAGUACUCAAGAAACGGGUGUCUGGCAUGCAAGAAACGCAAGGUCAAGUGCGACGAGGCGCUCCCCACCUGUGGCCGAUGUGCGAAAAUCAACUCCGAAUGUAUUUAUUAUCGAGUUUUCAAGUUUCAAAGUCUCAACGUUUCGGAUAAAAAGGCCCCCUCUCCUGUUCCCGAACCCACUUUAGAAUCAUCACCUCACGAAGAAUCUUCUCAAUCGGUUACAGAAGGUCUUUCCAAUUUGUUGGAGCAUCAGGAGCUGCUAUUUGGUGACAUAGCAGGACUCCCUGAUUACUUCAAGAACGAUGCAAAUCCCGACGAGCUCCAGCUACUGCUGCCGGACUACGGUUUUCCUGCUCCGAAGACAAACAAUGUGUCCUCUUCGAGCCGAUCUCACCGUGCGUCAAUGGAGUUCCUGGAAGAGUACCAGUAUCUAUUGAAUCUGAGCAAAAGUUUCAACGAGCUAGAUCUCAACAGAAUCGCCGAUUCGCUCGACAUCAACUACUCUGAGUCGAUGCAUCUUCAAUCGUUUGUCAAGAACGUUCAUCUGAUUUUGUUCCCGCUUGCUACCUCAUAUAUGAGCUCUCCGUUCAUUGUCACGUUUCUGGAGGAAGCAAAAAAGAGUAACUAUUUGUUGAACGCCAUGUUGGCCUCGGGAGCACGGUUCCUUACCGAGAAGGCCCGCAUUGACCAGGAAACCUAUCUUUCGACCACUUCCGGAAAGAGGGACCGCACAUAUCUGGACUCGCUAGAGAGCCAGAUCGAGCUCAACGACAAGUACCGUGUUCACUAUUUAUCCAACUGUUUCCAGUCUCUCAAAGAGAUCCUCGAAAAUAUGGACGACACCACGCAAAAAGUCGAGCCGGCCCUGUUGACCAGUCUGAUUCUCGCUGCAGAUCUCUCGUCAAACAAGGAUUACAAGUGGUCGCUGCACCUGCGCGGGGCCAAACAGUUUUUGAGCAAAUUUGAUGGAGAGCAAAACUUACAUUCUAACUCUCUGAUUUUGGCUCGUUAUUUAUUCUCAUCGCUGGAGAUCAGCUCUGGAAUGGCAUCCACUGGUGGCAGCAGUUUGGACCUGGAGGAACUGGCCACAUGGAUCCCCAUUCCGCUAAAUCACGGACCAGUUCCUAAACUGAGCCAGAUGGGAAUGGUGAUAGACGGACACACCAAAGACUCGUACUCGGUGGGGGGUUUCAAAAUGUACAUGGGAUACAGCGAUGGGGUGAUGGAGGUUGCCAAGGAGAUCGUUCUUGCCAAGAGAAACAAGAUGGUUGACCCGUUCACCACCGCGCAUAUUUUCUCCGUCAUUGAUAAGGCCAGAGAUUUUUACGUUGUAACCAACAAAAAGCCCUACAUGAUCCCAGUGGAGUCGCGGUUCCAUCCUCUGUACGAAGGGGCCGACAAGGCCAAAUUGACCUUAUCUGGUUACUACCACCUAACCAAUCCAAAACUAAGGGAGUUUGUCAUCGGGACCAACAACCCAGAUCUGGACGAAGAAUCUUAUUGUUGGUACUCCUUCUUCGACUUCACCCAGAACUUGCGUCUGGAGACGCUGUACAUGUAUGUCUUGACAUCUGGCCAGUUUCUGGGCAGCAAAGUGGACAGUGCAGCGGUGCAACGACUGCUGAAGGUGUCUCUGGAGUCGUGCUCGUUUAUGGUGCAACUGAACUACAAAGAGCUUGUGGACGCUGAUUUGGAGAAACUCGAGAUGUUGUACAAUUCACCGAUCUUGGUUGAAGAAGAAGACUUGAAGGUGGAGGUGAACUUAGAAUCAAACACGUUUUGUGCUUCGACACAGGAUCUGGAAGAUUUCUGCUCCGAGUACAUAACCACGGCUCCCAAUUUGGAGUUUCGCAAGUAUUUGAACUUUGAUCUGGACCAUAGAAUCAGCAUGAUCCAGUGGUGCACCAUCAUGUGCGGCUACUGUUGUAUCGAUGCCACCGACAAGCUGAUAGUGGACUGCUUGCUGAACAAUCUGCUAUCGUUUGGGCUCAAGAGUGCAAAGAUUCCCGUGGUGGUACGUAUUCCCGGCCAGAACGGCGCAAACCAGGUGAGCGUCAACACGUCGCAGGACAUCACCACGAGCCAGGUCGCGGAUACUCGAGUGUACACUGUUGACCAGUCGUUUGGGCCUGCGGCGGACCAGGGCGUGUUUUUCCGCGAUGUGGGACUUCCCUUGGUGAACGAGUUCCUCAAGGGCUACAAUUGCACGAUCCUGGCGUACGGCCAGACUGGAUCGGGUAAAACAUACACCAUGUGUGGAGACAUCAGCGACAAAUCAGCUUCCAGAGACUCGGGACUUGUGCCGCGCAUUCUUUGCAAGCUGUUUGAGUUUCCAGACGCCGAGUUCAUGGUUAAGUGCUCGUUCGUUGAGAUCUACAACGAAGAGCUUAAAGAUCUGCUCGCCGACACGAAAAACCAGCGUUUGAGAAUCUACGACCGCAAACGGUCGUCAGGCACAGAAAUCCACAUCGAGGGUCUCGAAGAAUUCCAUAUCAAGACCGCGAAGGAAGGAUUGGAGCUGCUGAAACAGGGUCUCCAGCGUCGACAGACGGCAGCAACCAAAAUGAACGAUCUAUCCAGUAGAUCCCAUACCAUUUUCAGUAUCAACUUGCUACAAAAGAAGAACGACUCCGAAUACCAGUUUGCUAAGAUGAACCUUGUUGAUCUGGCUGGCUCAGAGAAUAUCAGUCGUUCGGGCGCAAUCAAUCAACGAGCAAAAGAAGCAGGAAGCAUUAACCAGUCUCUGUUGACUUUGGGCAGAGUAAUCAACGCCUUGGUGGACAAAAACAGCUACAUCCCAUACAGAGAGUCCAAGCUGACACGGCUACUACAAGACUCGCUUGGGGGAAAAACGAAGACCGUCCUGGUGGCCAAUAUUUCUCCCUCCAGCCUCGACACUCAGGCCACCACAAGCACUUUGGAGUAUGCCACCAAAGCCAAAGACAUCCGCAAUACCGCGCAGAUCGGGCCUCUUGUUUCCGACAAGGUGCUUCUGAAGGAGCUCGUAGACGAGAAUCACAGGCUCAAACUCGACCUGAAGGCCACGAGGACGAAAGAGGGGGUGUACUUGAACGAGGCCAAUUACAACGAACUGAUGAUCAACUACAGAAACCUGACCAACGAAACAGAGGAGCUGAAACGUCAGAACGAGCAGCUGUCAACCCAAGCCAGAGAGAGCUCCGAAGACCUGAACAACGAGCGUAGAGAGAAACAGAAGAGCAUUGAAAGCAUGAAACUCAUGGAGUCUCGUCUGACCCAGCUGGAAAACAAUCUCGAGCUUCAGCGGUCACGUGAGCACAAGUUGGUGAGUCUUACGCAGAAGGUUGUUGAGCAUUGCCACGAAGAGAGCGAGCAGCUUGUGAAGAGCCAAAGCCAAAACCAGCUGAAGCUGACGGAAAAAAUUGAGCAACUGGUCGCUCCUGUGAUCCAACAAAUCUCGAGCAAAAGCUUUACUGAGCCGAGCGUGGAUUUUGGCGGUCUCGGAGACCUAAUUUUCAACGAACUGCGAAAGGUCAGGGAUGAACAGACCGAAUUGGGAAACCGGAUAUUGGAAAAGACUGAUGAGCUACGCGCGUUCCGCAAAGAGUUGGAAGCUGUUUUUGGCGGAGUGAAAACCCAGAUUGGGUUGCUACGUUCGGGAAUUAACGAAAAUUAUAAUAAUGAUAGCAGGUUCGAUAAAUUCCUCGCAACGGUGUUUCAAGAACCCCACAUUGCAAAGAAGGCGGCUUCCGAAUCCGAGAAAUUGGUGGACGAAAUGAGAAAACAAUUGCAGACGCAGUUCUCGCAAUUUUCCAAGCAGCUCACAGAGAUAACCGUGGAAAGCGUUUUAAACUCCACCAGGGAGAAAAUUUCCGCGGAGCAGCAAAAAUGGGCCUUGCGCAACACCACCAUCAACAGCUCGCUUUCCGACCGCCAUGGAGAGUUAUCUUCUUCGUUCAACGAGUGCUCAUCCACGGUCCAGUCGCAUCUCGAAGCUAGCGUGGGGCAUUUGAACUACCAAAGGGCCAAACUCUCAAAUAUCAAUGCCUCUGUUGGUACAACUGUCUCCAAUUUGGAGAAACAAUCUGAAAAACAAACCCAGUUGGCAUCGUCGUACGCAUCGCUCAAACAAUCUCACGAGGGAUUGGAAUCAACCAUGAAUCACGUCAAGCAAAGUCUAACAGGACUCCAGGGAACCAUCAAACCUGUCCAGUCACAAAAGCCAGACCCUGCUUUGCAAGAGUUGCAAAAACUAAUCGAUCAGCCAUUGCGGGACGCUGCAAACCGCAGUGAACCCAACAAAUCUCCGCUUAAACGACCUGCACUACAGUCAUCGCCUUCCAAACGCAGGAAUAUCAAAGGAACAGACGAUGGACCCGAAAUUGAUCCACUCUUUGGCUCUGAUGGAGAGGGCUGGGUUGGAGAAAUAGAGGAUAUCGAUCCCUGGUGGUCCGGCUUCACAAUCCACAAACGAUGGGAUUGUGUUGCCACGAGCUUGGCCAUGGUACGGCCAAGUGACGACGAGGAUGUAACAUGGAAGAUUGGGAACGAGUCUUUGCCGUUCUCCAAGCCCCUAGAAUUCAAAAUCACAGAGAUAAAGUGCAAGCACGAUUUGUAG
Messenger RNA from Ogataea philodendri, 4635 nucleotides. RefSeq lists its product as uncharacterized. Gene Ontology annotation, biological process: regulation of DNA-templated transcription; microtubule-based movement; mitotic spindle assembly. Gene Ontology annotation, cellular component: nucleus; spindle microtubule. Gene Ontology annotation, molecular function: zinc ion binding; DNA-binding transcription factor activity, RNA polymerase II-specific; ATP binding. The record is from RefSeq and is a predicted model, not a curated record. NCBI's taxonomy places the organism in Eukaryota, Fungi, Ascomycota, Pichiomycetes, Pichiales, Pichiaceae. The transcript has 3 exons. The coding region runs from base 1 to 4635 and encodes 1544 amino acids.